Molecule: messenger RNA, 294 nt
Organism: Protopolystoma xenopodis
Lineage: Eukaryota; Metazoa; Platyhelminthes; Monogenea; Polystomatidea; Polystomatidae
Source: the annotation of a GenBank genome assembly
AUGACUACACGCUGGCGCUUUCCUCUCUUUCACAAGUUGGUACCCUCGUGCGACCCCUUCUGCCCACCUCCCGGCACCUAUUGGUACAGCUCUUCGAACUCACCCUAUUCUGGUCGGCAGAAAACUGAGUGUGCUCAGGCGGUGAUGCGCUCCUGGAGGUUCAGGAGGUCCACCGACGUGUGCCAGUUCGACUGGGCUCCACCGUCUGGUGAGCAUGGCUACAUGUCGGUCGGUCGGUCGGUCGGUCGGCCUAGUUCCGAAUCGAUCGGGGCGCAGAACCGCCCUGAGAACGAC